AUGAGCGAUCCGGAACGAUUCUGCGAGAUUGCCAUGCUCAUUCAGAACGACACCGAGCGGAAGGGACGGGUUUUCAGUAAGUUCGAAUCGGAAAAUGAUGAGGAGAUGGACUGAAAUUUCAGAGUCGAGCGCCGUCGUCGUGAACCGCAACAGUUCGUUCUCCGAGCAAUUCGUCAAUUUCUUGGCCGCAAGCUCUCGCGACACAAUCUACAAUGAAGGAAACCGUGAGUUAUUCUUAUUCAGAUGACCUCCCACUCUCUGAUUUUCAUUUUCAGUCACCGACUACAACUGUUUCUCAGUGGCUCUUCGUUCACGAUCUUCUCUUCUACUCACCGAUCAUGUACGCCUCCAAACACUCCUUCGACUGAUAAGCUCUUUCCUUUUCCAGAGAAUCACACCACUGAUGCUGCAUCAGCUGAUCGAGAAGAUCACCGAAAUCAAGGACGGAAUCAAGGACGGAAUCAAGGAGGCAGCUCCCCCGAGUGUGUUCACAAUUGCCGACAGAGACGCGAUCAUGUGGACGGAGAGAAUCCUGCAGUGGCGGUACAUUGAGAGUGUGCUCAAGUUGACCGCCCUUUCACAAGUGACCUGGGCCACAGAGGUUCAUGUUAAGAGACGAUUGGUUAGUCGCCGAGUAGUGGAAUCUCUUCGAAACUUAUAAUAAUUACAGGAAUUGAUCUACCACGGCUGGAAGAUGUUCCUCUGCAACGGCGGUUUCAUCCGUGUUCUCCUGGCUUUCGAUCGUCCGGAUAUGAAAAAGAUUUCCGAAAAGUUCAGGACUUACUGUACUGAUUAUCUCAAAGAUAUUGGUCAGUUUUCAUCUUUGGACUGCACUGUUUAACCUUACUCAUUUCAGAUGCCAAUUGGGCAAAGACUUUGGAGGUUUAUGAAAUGAGCAACGAGCAGCUCGAGGAGAGCAUCUUGAAGUCGGUUGGACUCACCAAGAAACAAGUUUCCAUUUUGGAUGCCGAUGUUUCACAAACUUCCGAUGCUACGUACGUUUUUAGACCCUUCCAGAAUCCGAACAACUUCUUACAUUUCCAGACACACUCACAAGUGCACUUCCUGCUUCCUCGUCGAUCAACCGAUCUAUUUCUCAUCGGCCGAGCUGCUGGAGAUGCACGAAAAGUUACACUCGGGAGAGGAGAACUGUCCGAGUUGCUUUGAAGACAUUUCGGAAUUCGAGAAGCCAAUUCACAGAUGUGCGCGUCACUUUUCACUCAAACUCGACGACUCCCUUGAUGACUAA
This is a messenger RNA of Caenorhabditis sp. 36 PRJEB53466, 1249 nucleotides long. The record is from the annotation of a GenBank genome assembly. NCBI's taxonomy places the organism in Eukaryota, Metazoa, Nematoda, Chromadorea, Rhabditida, Rhabditidae.